AUGUCAGUACGCCAAAGUGAAGAAAAUGUAGCUAAUCUCGCUGCUCCUGGUGACAGCUGUGUCAUUUGCAACGAGGAAACCACAAACUUUAAUUUUGUGUCUACGCCUUGUAUGCACGGUUUUCACCGAUCGUGUCUAACGAUAUGGCUAACCGACCACGAUUCUUGUCCUUUGUGCCGUAGAACUAUUGAUUCACAGUCCCUGAGAAGUUUUUCCGAACAAGAACUUCGACCAGGUAUGGAGAAUUCAUCUUCUCAAGGUGCAGUACCCAGAAAUAACAACUCAAACGCAGGAGGUCGUAUGACACGAUCUAGGGCUGCAAAUAGUAAUCCACCUGAUAGGUCUAUACAAGACGAUACUCGUUCACCGGCUAAUAUGCGUCGCGGUCGUAAUUACAGACAAAAUCGAGACGAGCAGCGACAAGCUAACUAA
Molecule: messenger RNA, 432 nt
Organism: Rhagoletis pomonella (apple maggot)
Lineage: Eukaryota; Metazoa; Arthropoda; Insecta; Diptera; Tephritidae
Product: probable E3 ubiquitin-protein ligase RHC1A
Exons: 1
Coding region: 1-432 (143 amino acids)
Biological process (GO): protein ubiquitination; ubiquitin-dependent protein catabolic process
Cellular component (GO): ubiquitin ligase complex; cytosol
Molecular function (GO): ubiquitin protein ligase activity
Source: RefSeq, a predicted model, not a curated record